Molecule: messenger RNA, 2734 nt
Organism: Pelodiscus sinensis (Chinese soft-shelled turtle)
Lineage: Eukaryota; Metazoa; Chordata; Testudines; Trionychidae
Source: RefSeq, a predicted model, not a curated record
GCUGGCUGUAGAUCCAUCUCGGAGCCACACCACACUGCCUCGCUGAGCCCUGGGGUUUGACACUCUCUCUGUGCAACUGCAGCUGUCCUAUAUUUGUCAGAGCACACUUGACCGAAGUGUCAUAUCUACAGGAAAUAGCCUUAGCUAGGCAGAGGGGGAGCUACCCUCUCGCUCCCCACUCCUGCGCUUUCACUUUGCUAGCAAUGGACAGCGUGCUGCGAGUGAGGAGCUGUCCUUCCUGCAGGUGGAUGCUGCCCAUUGCGCGGGUGCUGCAUCGCAAGCGGCGGUCCAGCAAGUGUGGUGCGGAGGACGAGGAGGAGGAGGAGGAAAGCAUGGCCUCUGCUAUCCUGGAAAGCAUCUUCCUGAAGCGCUCUCAGCAGAAGAAGAAAACCUCCCCCCUCAACUUCAAGAAGCGUCUCUUCCUCCUGACGGAAAGCAAGCUCUCCUACUACGAGUAUGACUUUGAUCGUGGGCGACGGGGCAGCAAGAAGGGGUCUGUGGACAUUGAGAAAAUCACCUGCGUGGAAACGGUGGUUCCUGAGAAUAAUCCUCCCCCGGAGCGGCAGGUGUCGAGGAAAGGGGAGGAUUACACAAUCGAAGGGGUUAUAUUCUGCCUGUCCAUCCCACAGGUGGUGUAUGAUGAAGGGCCCCUCUACGUCUUCUCCCCGACAGAGGAGCUUCGCAAACGCUGGAUCCACCAGCUAAAGAGUGUGAUCCGCUACAACAGCGACCUGGUGCAGAAGUACCACCCUUGCUUCUGGAUCGACGGCCAGUACCUGUGCUGCUCCCAGACAGCCAAAAACGCCAUGGGCUGCCAGGUCCUGGAGAGCAGGANNNAAGGCUUGAAGCCCGGGAAGUCUCAUCGCAAGACGAAGAAGCCUCUUCCCCCGACCCCGGAGGAGCUGGGAUGGAUGAUGAUGAAGCCAUUGCCCCCGGAGCCGGCUCCCAGCACUGUAAGUGAACUGAAGAAGGUGGUGGCGCUGUACGACUACCAGCCCAUGAACGCGCAGGACCUGCAGCUGCAGAAGGGAGAGGAGUACCUGGUCCUGGAGGAGAGCAACUUGCCCUGGUGGAGAGCCCGGGACAAGAACGGGAAGGAAGGUUACAUCCCCAGCAACUACGUCACGGAAACCAAGAACUCCCUGGAGAUUUUUGAGUGGUAUUCAAAAAACAUCACCCGCAGCCAAGCCGAGCAACUGCUGAAGCAAGAGGGCAAAGAAGGAGGCUUCAUUGUCCGAGAUUCCACCAGCAAGACAGGGAAAUACACGGUCUCUGUGUUUGCCAAGUCUGCAGGGGACACGCAAGGAGUGAUCCGCCAUUACGUGGUGUGCUCCACGCCCCAGAACCAGUAUUACCUGGCGGAAAAGCACUUCUUCACCACCAUCCCGGAGCUCAUCACCUACCAUCAGCACAACUCUGCCGGGCUCAUCUCCAGACUGAAAUACCCUGUGUCUCAGCACCAACAGAAGAAUGCCCCCUCCACAGCAGGCCUCGGCUAUGGGUCGUGGGAGAUUGACCCCAAAGACCUGACGUUCCUGAAGGAGCUGGGCACGGGGCAGUUUGGAGUGGUGAAGUAUGGGAAAUGGAGAGGGCAGUUUGACGUGGCCAUCAAGAUGAUCAGAGAAGGCUCCAUGUCAGAAGACGAGUUCAUUGAGGAAGCCAAAGUCAUGAUGAAUCUGUCACACGAGAAGUUGGUGCAACUGUAUGGUGUCUGCACCAAGCAGCGCCCCAUCUUUAUUAUCACUGAGUACAUGGCUAAGGGCUGCCUCCUGAACUACCUGCGGGAAACCCGGAGCCGGUUCCCACCCUCCGAGCUGCUGGAGAUGUGCAAGGACAUCUGUGAGGCCAUGGAGUACCUGGAAUCGAAGCAGUUCCUGCACCGAGACCUGGCUGCUCGCAACUGUUUAGUGAAUGACCAAGGAGUUGUGAAGGUCUCUGACUUCGGCCUUUCCAGGUAUGUCCUAGAUGAUGAAUAUACAAGCUCCAUGGGCUCCAAAUUUCCAGUCCGGUGGUCUCCUCCUGAGGUCCUUCUGUACAGCAAGUUCAGCAGCAAGUCUGACGUCUGGGCUUUUGGGGUUCUGAUGUGGGAGAUUUACUCUCUGGGAAAGAUGCCCUAUGAGAGGUUUAACAACAGUGAGACAACAGAACAUGUCACCCAAGGACUGCGUCUCUAUCGGCCUCAGCUGGCCUCAGAGAGAAUUUAUGCUAUCAUGUACAGCUGCUGGCACGAGAAAGCAGAGGAGCGACCAACCUUCAGAGUCCUUUUGGGAAAUAUCCUCGACAUAACAGAUGAGGAACCCUGAACUGCGAUUUGAACCAUACUGUCAUUUAUUAGUGUUUGGUUUUGGCAUUUUAUCUGUUUGUGACUAAUGAACUUGCCCUAGCAGGCACUGGAAGAAUCCUAAAAGAAUCUGCCAUGCCCAGAAAGGCAGAAAAUAUCUGGAUCCACCAAACAACAUUGGACCCUACUAUCUCUUGCAAACAGCUGACUUGUGUGUGAACCCUUCCCCCGUUGGUAAAGAGAAUAGCAACCGACUUGAUGGAUAGUUACAGAUCAGGAAUCUCUCUGGAGAAAGGAUUCUUGAAAGCAACACUUCACUGUUGAACCAGCUCUUGCUACAUCCCAGAGACUGGAGAGACUAAACAUGGAAAUGGGGUACAGGACCACAAGCGGAAAUUGAGCAAAGAGACACAGAAUCUAGGGAUUUUUGUAAAAUAAAACAGUACAAAUUGA